CAGACAUACAGUCCACACUGUCAAACAAAGUGUGACUUGAUUUUUAUUCUACAAAACUAGUUUUUUUUUUUUUAUAUAUCUUUGCAUCUAAACAAUAAUAAAACAUGGUCAAGUUGUGUGUACUUUGUGCCAAGAAACGAGCAGUAUUGAAAAGACCCAAGACGGGUCAACAAAUUUGUCAAGAAUGUUUCUUCUAUGUCUUUGAAACCGAGAUUCAUCAUACGAUUCAAGAUACCAGCCUUUUUCAACGAGGAGAACGAGUAGCUAUCGGUGCCAGUGGUGGCAAAGAUUCAACUGUACUCGCACACAUUAUGAAGACCUUGAAUGAUCGUUACGAUUACGGUCUUGAUCUUUAUUUACUGUCAGUGGAUGAAGGCAUUACAGGAUACCGUGAUGAUUCUUUAGAGACGGUUAAGCGUAACCAACAACAAUACGACCUCCCCUUAAAGAUUGUAUCGUAUCAUGAUUUGUAUGGCUGGAGCAUGGAUGAAAUUGUUGCUGAAGUCGGUAGAAAAAAUAAUUGUACCUAUUGUGGUGUGUUUAGACGUCAGGCCUUGGAUCGUGGAGCUGUCAUGUUGGGUGUAAACCAUAUCGUAACUGGUCACAAUGCAGAUGAUAUUGCCGAAACAAUUUUGAUGAACAUUUUCCGUGGUGAUAUUGCGAGAUUAGGUAGAUGUACAGAGAUCGUGACUCAAGGUGAAAGUAACAUUCGACGAUCCAAGCCAUUCAAGUACACCUAUGAAAAGGAGAUUGUCAUGUACGCCUAUUUCAAAAAGCUUGAUUAUUUCUCAACUGAGUGUAUUUAUUCACCUAAUGCCUAUCGAGGUCAUGCACGUACAUUUUUAAAGGAUUUAGAAGCGAUUAGACCUAGUGCGAUUGUCGAUAUCAUUCAUUCGGGAGAGGCUUUUGAGAUUAAGACAGGAACCAAGAUGCCAACACAAAAGACCUGUGAGCGUUGUGGAUACAUGUCGUCGAAUCUUUUAUGUAAAGCAUGUUGUUUAUUGGAAGGCCUUCAACGUGGCUUACCGCAAAUGGGUAUCGGAAAGGCUUCUAAAGCUCAACGUGAGGAAAUUGCCAAGGCACCACCCGUUGCAGAAAAUGUGCGAAAGGUACAACACUUUUCUGAAAUUCAAAGAGACGAGGAUCAACCUCAGCUGGUGCAACCUAAGGAUCCCAAGGAUGUUUAUACUCCCCCGCCUCGUGUGCCUGGAGGUAUUUUACACGAUGCUAAUUUGGAUAAAAGAGAUGUCACUUGGUAGUUUAGAUGGAUAUACAAUAAAAUGCUUUUUUUUUGGGUCAGCAUUAGCUCAUCGAUGAAUACACUGGCCAUAUUUUUUUCUUUUGAAAAAUGUACCAAGUGUUAGAG
Mucor mucedo is the source of this 1366-nucleotide messenger RNA. RefSeq names its product cytoplasmic tRNA 2-thiolation protein 1. Gene Ontology annotation, molecular function: tRNA binding. NCBI's taxonomy places the organism in Eukaryota, Fungi, Mucoromycota, Mucoromycetes, Mucorales, Mucoraceae. Gene Ontology annotation, cellular component: cytosolic tRNA wobble base thiouridylase complex; mitochondrion. The record is from RefSeq and is a predicted model, not a curated record. The transcript is spliced from 4 exons. Bases 105 to 1259 code for a protein of 384 amino acids. Gene Ontology annotation, biological process: tRNA wobble position uridine thiolation.